AUGCCGUCGAUGAAGCGCCCGGCUGCCUCCGAGGGAAGCUCUGCCAGGAAGAGCUUGAGGGCCGAAGACUUGCAGUUGGUGGCCGCCGAAGGACAAGAGCUCGACGAGAAGAUCGAGAACUUCAGGCAAAGCUCCGAGUGUGGAUCCGGCACGCAAGCGGUGGAUCAGUUCUUCAAGAACUUGACCACCAAUGAACGGAUGAGUAUUUGGAAGAAGUUUGAGAGCGACCGGCACAGCACCCGGGCCAAGGCCAAGGAAGUCAACGACGCCUUCGAGAACUUGAAGGGCAAAGGCUCGAUGGAUCAGAAGAGGUCCAUGCUGAAAGCAUGGCUGAAAGGCGGCUUGAAGGAGGCUGCCAUCGUGGCCAGCCUGGAGUUUGAGAACACCACGACCAAGGCCGAGGAAGAGGAGUGGCUGCCCCUCCACAAAGCGAAGUCGCACUACGGCGAGUCCGAGCUCAAAGCUCGCCUGGAAGCAGGCACGCUGGAGUGGAGGAAGUGCAAAGACGACAAGAGGUUCAUCGAAGUCCGGAAGGUGAAAGAAACCCGGAAGAGAGAAUCAACGAGUCGCCAUCGCAUGUCGGCUACGGGAACUGGGAAGCUUCAGAGCCCCGGGCUUUUGGCAAACCUUCUUUCGGAGAGCGAAAGCGAGGAGAAGAACAUGCCGGAGGACUUGGAAAAGUUGCUGGGUGUGAAGAAUAAGGAGAAGGAGAAGGACCAGAAAGCCUUGAAGGAGAAGGAGAAGGAGCAGAAGGCCUUGAAGGACAGGGAGAAGGAGCACGAGAAAGCCUUGCAGGCCUGCGACUCGGCGAGUGUCGCUUUGGACGAGACGGACAAGGAGAAGGCCUUCACGAAGCUCAGCACGGCGAUGAAGUACGCCAGUGCCACCCACGACAAGAUCGAGCAGAAGAUCCAAUUCGGCAAGAUGUCUUCAGAGAUGAAGGGGAUGGGGUCAAAGAUCAUGAAGUCCCUUCGGGCCGUCACGAAGGAUUUGCUGCCUUUGAAAAGCAAGCUGAAAAGCGCCAGCACAGCGACCAAGGCGAAGAAGCUGUGCCUCCAGAUGGCCAAGUUGAUCAAAGACGGCGAGAAGUGGAUCAGCGAGAUCCCCGCCGACAAGUGA
Symbiodinium sp. CCMP2592 is the source of this 1119-nucleotide messenger RNA. NCBI's taxonomy places the organism in Eukaryota, Dinophyceae, Suessiales, Symbiodiniaceae. The record is from the annotation of a GenBank genome assembly.